AUGUGGAAUCCUCUGAUUCAAUUUCUUCGUUUAUUUGGUUUGUCAUCAUUUUUUGUCAUGGAUCGUAUUGGAAACUUUUCUAAUGCAUGGCAACAAUUCAUUCGAGAUCCUCAUGUUGCUCAUGCAGCAUAUUCAAUGACGAUAUUAGAUAGUCGAACAGGUUCAAUACUUUUUGAAUAUGCCAAAGAUCUAGGUCUUUCACCAGCAUCAUCACUUAAAACAAUCACAGCAGCUGCUGCUUUGCAUUAUCUUGGUUCAGAUUAUACUUAUGAAACUUUGUUACAAUAUUCGGGUACGAUAGAUACUGUAACAGGCUUUCUUGAUGGAUAUAUUUAUAUUGUUGGUAGUGGAGAUCCAUCAUUAGGCAGUUGGCGAUAUGAUGAAACGACAACAGCAGAUUCUAUUAUUAAAAAAUGGAUAGAAGCUAUAAAACAAACUGGAAUUCGAAAAUGUCGAGGUAUUAUAGGUGAUACUAGUCGAUGGAAAAAUAAAAAGAUGAUUCUCAUUGAUGGAUGGACAUGGAAUGAUAUUGGUCAAUGGUAUGGUACUGGUCAUUCAGCAUUAAAUUGGCGAGAGAAUGAGUUCACUAUUGAAGUUCAACCAGGCUCAUCUGUAAAUGCGUCUGCUCGCAUUAUUGCAAUAAAAAAUCCACCGCCACAUUUAAAAAUCUUUAAUGAAUUAAUUACUGCAUCAUCAGAUGAUGACGCAUCUCUUUAUUUUUCUCUUGAUGGUUCUAAUGUUGGUUAUCUACGUGGUACAGUAUCACUUCAAGCGCCUCCGGAUUUUAACCUUCGUUGUGCUGUACCUGAUUCAGCAUUAUAUGUUGCUGAUGAAUUAACUCAAGCAUUACGAACAUAUGGAAUUCAAGUAGAACAAGAAGCAAUAGUUGAAUCAAGUGAAAAAGAAAACCUAACUUUACUAGAUAUUCAUCGAUCACCUCCAUUAUCAAAACUACUUGAACAGUUUCUUCGUAUUAGUAUUAAUAUGUAUGGUGAAGUAUUUGUUAAAACAAUUGCUCAUGAAACAGGACAAUCUUCAUUAUUUGAUGCUCCUUUGAAAAUUCUUCCAUCAUAUAUUAAUAUAUUACUUGAGAAUAAUAAAUCGUUAGAAGCUGUAGCAAUAACAGAUGGAUCAGGUCUAUCACGUAGUAAUCGUUUAAGUACAUAUGUUUUAGCACAAAUUCUAUUUACGUUACAAAACCAAUCAUGGUUUGAUGUUUAUUAUGAAGCUUUUCCAACUAUAAAUGGAAUUCGAAUGAAAAGUGGAACAUUAUUGAAUACUAUUGCUUAUGCUGGAUAUAUCAUAGAAAAUUCGUUUGUUUUCUCAUUUAUGAUUAAUAACUAUUAUGGCGAAACUGCUCCCGAUAUGAGAAAGAAAGUUUGGAGUAUGCUUGAUUCAUUAAAAUAA
This is a messenger RNA of Rotaria sordida, 1407 nucleotides long. The record is from the annotation of a GenBank genome assembly. Lineage: Eukaryota; Metazoa; Rotifera; Eurotatoria; Philodinida; Philodinidae.